AUAAUUUUUGAAACAGACUAUCUACAAAUGUAACAAUUCACAGAUAAUCCAAAAUUAUUAGUUGCGAAAAUAGUUUUUGUAUUCAAUUUUGCAACAUAACUGUUUAAAUUCAAAUAACUGUUAUACCACUUCGUAUGAUUGAUAUAUAGACGAAAAUCGUGAUAUCCCGAAGAUGAUAACAAAUAGUUUGGGUCAUUUCCCUGACGUCUGCUGCUUAUGCCUUCGAAUUCGACCUGCCCCAGAAAUGAUUCCUAUUGAUGGUACACAGCCCGAGUUUGACCUGCAAUUAAGUGAUAUGUUGGAAGAAUUUAGUUUUGCAAUUCCAACGGAAUUGAGCACAGCAUUACCUGCGGCUGUGUGUGAACAGUGUGAAAAGGAUUUCUUAUUGGCAUACAAACUGAAACGAAGAGUGAAAUUCCUCCGGAGUUUUCAAAUAGCUUAUCUUCAAAUGAAACUAGGGAACAUCGAUCCGUUAAGGACACUAUUCAAUGAUCAUCAUGUAUACAUGGGAACACUUUUUAGAGAACUAAACCUAAUAAGCAACGACCAGCUUUGUUGGAAGGAUUUAGAAGAAAGUUGUACGAAGAAUCACAUAAAGCAAGAAUUGCUAGACAACGAAGAAACUGACUUCAAUAGCGAAGACAAUAAUCAAAUAUUGGAAGUUGAGAUAUUACAAUCGAAUGCCGAACUGUCUCCUGAUCAUCCAUAUGAUAUCGAAAUCGAAUAUUUGGAGUUUGAUAAUGAUAAAUCAUCGGAUAAGAAUUCCAAGUCUGAAGAGUCAAUAAGUUGUGACCUAAACCACACUGAACAAAAAACACAAAAUGAGUGGCUCUGUAAGAUUGGUGAUUGCCAAUAUACUAUUGAGUCGAGAGAUCUGCUGGUGCGACACAAAAACGAAGUGCAUCACUGUUGCGUAUGUGAUAUUUGCGGAAUUGUUCUGAAAAAUAAAUACUCAUUGGAUGUUCACGUUAGACGCCAUCGGGGAGAGACUAGAUUUGAUUGUGAAUACUGUCCUUCCAGUUUUCAUACCUCCCAGGAACACAAACUUCACCUUGGCUUAGUUCAUGUCGCUGGCGAAUAUGUGAAGUGUGAUAUUUGUGGUUUGGGAUUUAGAAAUUCUGUUUGUUUGAAACGACACCUCAAAUCUCAUUCAAACGUUCGAAACUAUAAAUGUCCACACUGCGAUAUGGCUUUCAAAACAACGAUGCACCUUCACCGGCAUAAAGAAACUGUUCAUAUGAAAGUACGCUACAAUUGUGAUCAUUGUGAUAUGUCUUACGGCAGGAAAGACAAACUUCGAAUGCAUGUAGAGCGUGUUCAUAAUAUCCAAACAUAUUUUCUAUGCAGUAUAUGCCUCAAAUCGUUCCCUUCCAACGAUAAUCUAGAGGAGCACAUGAAUUAUCAUGCGAAUCCGAAGGAGUUGGAAUGUGCAGUAUGUCUGGUGGCCUACCUGAGUCAGGACGAUUUUGACACGCAUUUAUGUAUUUCAUAUCGAGAAGAUUAUGUUUGCUGUGGCCGUGAUUUCAAGUUCCAUACUUUCUACAAUAAGCAUAUGUUUUUGGUACAUGGUGAAAAAACAAACGUUCGCGUUAGACCAGCAGAAAAUAAGCUUCUUGCUAAAAUUCGUGCCGAACGUAAACAAGAAGAACGGUGUUCCAACUGUGAAAAAGUAUUCAUUUCUAGAAAACUUAAAAAUAUUCAUAGGAAGACAUGUUGUGGGGUUUCACCCUUGCAUUUCAAACUGAAAGAUGAGGUUACUCAUGCAUAUAUUUAACAAAACCAAAUAUUUAAUACUACCGUAGAUUUUUUUAUUAAUCCGUUUAUUUUUACAGGCUUACAGGUUUAAAGGAGCCAAACUCUUAACUAUAUUUCUACUAGAAUAUA
Toxorhynchites rutilus septentrionalis is the source of this 1884-nucleotide messenger RNA. RefSeq names its product fez family zinc finger protein 2-like. Gene Ontology annotation, cellular component: nucleus. The coding region runs from base 173 to 1774 and encodes 533 amino acids. Gene Ontology annotation, biological process: regulation of transcription by RNA polymerase II. The transcript has 5 exons. The record is from RefSeq and is a predicted model, not a curated record. Gene Ontology annotation, molecular function: DNA-binding transcription factor activity, RNA polymerase II-specific; RNA polymerase II transcription regulatory region sequence-specific DNA binding. Lineage: Eukaryota; Metazoa; Arthropoda; Insecta; Diptera; Culicidae.